UUCUCUCUUGUCUUUCAUGUCUAACUUUAUUUAUUCCAAUUUCCACCAGAUCUAACCUCAAACUAAACCCCCUUCUUUGAUGAAUAUCACAAGACCCCAUCUCCCUCCCUCCUUCUAUCUGUCUGUAUCCAUCCCAUGCAUGAACCCCAUCAAUUGACCAUCUUUGCCUUUGCGCAAAGAAACUGAAUAAUAAACACCACCACCACAACAACAAACCAACCCCACUGUUUCCAUUAUGUCUCCUGAUAAUCCCAGUGUAAAACCAGCUGCUAAAGACGAAAACCAAAGCAGUGGCAACCGGAAAACGGGUUCAACAAGGGCAGCGCAGGAUCAACAAGCAGCCCUCAAGUGUCCACGAUGCGACUCCCCCAACACCAAAUUCUGCUACUACAACAACUACAGCCUCACUCAACCUAGGCAUUUUUGCAAGACCUGUAGGAGGUACUGGACUAAAGGUGGGGCUUUGCGUAACGUACCAAUCGGUGGAGGUUGCCGUAAGAACAAGAAGUUAAAACCCUCUUCCAGGCUCUCUAGUGACUCAAAGGAUUCCAUCUCAUCUUCAGAGAUGGGUGGUGGGUUGAAGUUCUUUCAUGGCCUCUCUCCUGCCAUGGAUUUUCAGCUCGGUGGUUUGUCGCUUCCUAGGCUUAAUUCUUCACCACCUGCUAUUUAUAACCAGUUUGCUUCAUUUGGAGAUACUGAUACUCCUCCUCCCACUAGCUUCACUCUUGAUCCAUCUGGUAGCUCUACUUCUUUGAUGGGGUUCAACAAUUAUCCAUUAUCUUCACUUACCCCUGGCCUUAGUGGUGCAAUUCUGGAGAUGGGUUCGUUGAAUGUUAGUAGUGGUCUUGCUUCUUCAAUUGAGUCCUUAAGUUCAAUAAACCAAGAUUUACAUUGGAAGUUGCAGCAGCAAAGAUUGGCUAUGCUUUUCGGUGGAGGGGGAGAGAACCAAAAGGAAAACACCAUCACCACCACUGCUUGUUCAGUUCCAGUUGAGAACCAACCCCAAAGGCUACAACCCAUUUUGUUCCACAAUCUAGAGAUAUCAAAGCCUGAAAUUUCAUCUGUUGAGAAUCCAAGAAAAGCCACCACCAAUGAAAACGCCACGGAAUGGUUCUUUGGGAAUUCAUAUGCACCAGUAACUCCAACUCCAACCACUAGCAGCAAUGGCAAUGAUAACACUACAACAAGCAACUGGAAUGGGGUUCAAGCAUGGAAUGAUUUGCAUCAUUACAGCACGUUGCCCUAAAAAGAGAAGGAUCAAACAAAAGGUAGACCUUAAAAGGGAAAAAAAAGUAAUAUAUUCUCCAAAAAGAAAAAAACCAUGUAGCUAAUUGUCUGUUUAAAAUGUUUUAUUGAGUACUUGAGAUAUAUAUUGAUCAACAUGUAAACGUAUGAACAAAAAAAAUAGUGUUUCUUUCUUUUUUUUC
Molecule: messenger RNA, 1427 nt
Organism: Gossypium raimondii (Peruvian cotton)
Lineage: Eukaryota; Viridiplantae; Streptophyta; Magnoliopsida; Malvales; Malvaceae
Product: dof zinc finger protein DOF5.7
Exons: 1
Coding region: 236-1246 (336 amino acids)
Biological process (GO): regulation of DNA-templated transcription
Molecular function (GO): DNA binding; DNA-binding transcription factor activity
Source: RefSeq, a predicted model, not a curated record